This is a messenger RNA of Temnothorax curvispinosus, 974 nucleotides long. Its product is annotated as glutathione S-transferase-like. The record is from RefSeq and is a predicted model, not a curated record. Gene Ontology annotation, biological process: glutathione metabolic process. The transcript is spliced from 4 exons. Bases 114 to 728 code for a protein of 204 amino acids. Lineage: Eukaryota; Metazoa; Arthropoda; Insecta; Hymenoptera; Formicidae. Gene Ontology annotation, molecular function: glutathione transferase activity.
GGAAGGUGAAUAAAAGAGGAAUUCAGUUCGCCGCAAGAUCUGCCGGUUGGUGACUGUAAUAGCGUAUUACCGUUGACACCUUUCCCGUCUGUGUAGAAUUCUUCAAAUUCAACAUGCCUUCCUACAAGCUGAUUUAUUUUCCCAUCACAGCAUUGGGCGAGCCAAUUCGAUUCCUAUUCAGUUAUGCUGGCAUCGACUUUGUGGAUGAACGUAUCGACUUGAACGAUUGGCCAAAAAUUAAGCCGACUAUGCCAUUCGGCAAACUACCCGUGCUUGAAGUAGACGGAAAGAAGAUCAAUCAGUCCGUAGCUAUUGGCCGUUACUUGGCGAAGCAAAGUGGUCUUGCCGGCAAGAACGAUUGGGAGUCUCUGGAAAUUGAUGCGACUGUCGACAACAUAUACGAUUUACGUGCUAAUAUCGCUCGUUUUCGCUAUGAGAGUAACGAACAGGCUAAAGAAGAGAAACUUAAAGCUGCCAAAGAGACGGUGCCGUAUUAUUUGGAGCGUUUGGACGCUCAGGUGAAGAAGAAUGGCGGUUACUUUGUCGGUGGUACUCUGACGUGGGCCGAUCUCACUUUCGUCGCUCUUUUGGAGAACUUGAACCAUAUUAUGAAAGAGGACAUCGUCGAGAAGUAUGAGAAUCUGAAACAACUCCAAAAGAAGGUUGAGGAAUUACCAGCCAUCAAGAGUUGGAUCGAAAAGCGUCCACCGACCAUCUAUCCGAAUUAAUUUGGGUAAUUCUAUAAAGUGAUGGCUGAUUUUUUCUUUAAAUCGUGUAUUUAUGUACGGUAGGCAUGUAUAAUAGAUUCAAGAAAUACGCACUGCAGAUACAAAUGUUUAUUUCAUCAGUUGAAGGCUUGUUACUCAAAUUGUCACGUGACAAAAAUAUUAUAAGACUAUAUCUAAUCAAAUCUUGAAUUAUUUUUUUUCAUUAUGUAAUUUUGUAUCUUAAUAAAUCGCUACUUUUACUAUUUC